AUGUGGUUCACAAAUUUCUUCUUCAGUUGGAUGACAGACAUGCUGAUCGUCAAGAAGUAUCUCAACGUCACUCAAGCCAGAAAACUUGCAAAUUCAUUAGGUUGUUUUCCAUCAGCAAUUGGACUAAUUGCACUUGCAUAUGCACCGAAAAAUAUAUAUAUAGUUGAGUCUUUAUUAGUGUUGAUUUGUGCUUUCAAAAUAGCUUCUUCUGUCGGUUUUCAUGUGAACCACGUGGACAUUUCUCCUAACUUUGCCGGCACGAUGAUCAGCAUCAGUAAUUUUAUAUCAAAUAUGUUUGGUUCACUGGCCCCUAUCGUGGCUGGAUUCAUUUUGACUGACACUUCGGAUAUUUUAUUGUGGAGAAAGGUGUUCUUUGUUGCCGCUGGAUUGUAUUUCUUCACAAACAUAGUAUAUCUGGCAUUGGGAACCGGAGAACUGGCUGAAUGGAACAAUCCUCCAGAAUACGAAAUGGUUGCUACGGAUGACAAUGAACAGAAGAAAACUAAGAAUAUUAGUGCAGAUGUUUAG
This is a messenger RNA of Diatraea saccharalis (sugarcane borer), 528 nucleotides long. Lineage: Eukaryota; Metazoa; Arthropoda; Insecta; Lepidoptera; Crambidae. The record is from the annotation of a GenBank genome assembly.